UUGUUCGCCGGUGCCGUGGGAUAUAUAAGGCGUCUCCUGGCCUUGCCUGGCAACACUCGCGUCUCGCUGCCUCUCAGGAUGAGGGCAUUUUUGAUCACGGCCCUGCUGGCCACGGCCCAGUGCUACGGGCCCCCGCAGCAGCCCUCCGCCCCCGCCGCCGGCUCUGCUUCGGCGCCCACAGGCCUCACCGAGUUUUGCGGCACAAACUGCAUCCAGCAAAAGCAGCCCCCCGUGCACCAGCAGCAGCCGAUCGUCGCACCCCAACCUCAACCUCAGCAACCCGCGUACCAACCCCAGCAACCCGCGUUCCAACCCCAACAACCCGCACCCCAACCCCAGCAGCCGCCACCGAAUUACUCGAACAACCCCUUCCUGAACGGCGCCGUCAACCUGAACAGUCCGCCCCCGGCCGCCCCCGUCCAGCACCACGAGCAACAACCCAGCUACCAGCAACAACAGGUGGUGCAGCAACAGCAAACGUACCCCCAGCAACCGCAAAUCGUGGAGCAGAAGCCCAACUACGCCAACAACCCCUUCCUCACUGGCCAGGUGGUGAAACCGGCCGCCCCCGCCGCCGGCGCCCCCUGUCGCGAGGGCGCCCUGUGCGUGGCCCGCGCCAUGUGCGCCUCAGGGGUGCUUCGGCAGGAGGACGUGCUGCAGGCCAAGUCGCAGAACCAACCGUGCGUGCAGGCCAGGGGUGAAGUUUGCUGCCGCGUGCCCGACCUGAUCCAACAGCAGGGCGCCCCUUCCCUCGUCGUGCAGCGCCCCGUCGACACCCCGCGCUUCCCGCCCCAGCAGCAGAGCACCUCCACCUACAAGCCCUACACCGGACCCCAAAACACCACCCCUCACGUGGGGUGCGCCGCCGCCCUCGUGUGUGUCGCCCUCGAAUACUGCACUGCGGCCGGAGUCGCGUCCGACGCCCCUGUUGCCAUCGCCAGAGAUGACACUCGCGUGCCUUUGAGUGAAUGUGUUCACCCUGAAACCGGAAUCUACGGAUUCUGUUGCCGCGACCCCAACUACAAGGACCCCUGGCCCGAAACCCAGGAAAUUUGCGACCAAGGCACCUCCUGUGAAGCCAUGUGGAAAUGCCCUGGAGAGCGAAUGGCCCUUCCCAAGAAGGGUUGUCGCGUUGUGAAUGACGGCUCAACCGGAAUCUGCUGCCUGCCUCCGAGGGGUGCCCCUCAGCAACAGUUCCCUUCUCAGCAGUUCCCUCAACAGCAGCAACAGUUCCCUCAGCAGUCGCAGCAGUUCAACCAGUUCCAGCAGCAGCAGGUCGCCGCCAACGUGAUUGACAACAGGCCCGCCUACGCCACCUCGGUCAUCUCCCAGCAACCCCUGAAGCCGCAACCAGUGGUGGCCGCCAACGUUCCUCCCCCACCACCCUCGAAACCCUUCAACCCUCCGCCCAGACCCUUCGUCCAACCCGCCCCUCCUCCCCCAGUGCCCGUCCAGCCUCAGUACCCCGUCGACCCUCCGCCGAGACCCUUCGUCCCCACCCCUCAACCUUCUUACCCCACCCCUCAACCCUCUUACCCCUCCAACCCUCCACAGCAGGUGAGCCAGACGCAGUUCUUCCAGCAGCAGUCGCCGGCCAACAACCAGUUCCCCAUCCAGCAAAUCAAGGUGCCGGCCCAGCAGGCCACCACCAGCCGCCCCUUCGUCGCCCCCGUCGUCGCCGCCGCCCCCGUGCAACCCGUCCGACCUGCCGGCCCUACCUGCGGAAUCCGCUCGGCCGCCCCCGGAACUCCCCAGGACGGCGAAAGUGGGCCCGGAGAAUUCCCGUGGCAAACGCUGGUCACCGCGGCUGACGGCGCCCGCCUUUGCGCCGGCGCCAUCAUCAGCGAAACGGCCAUCCUCGUUUCGGCCACCUGCGUCCAAGGACGCAACGCAAACGAUUUGAAGAUUGAGGUGGGUUCGUGGUCGCCGUACUCGUCGGCCCAAGAGCGUCAGGUGGCCGGCGUGAAGGUGGCGGUGCCGCACCCGCGCUUCGACUCGGCCACGCAGGCCAACGACCUGGCCGUGCUGGUGCUGCAGCAGUCGCUGCGCUUCGGCCGCUUCGUGGGCGCCGUGUGCCUGCCGCGGGCCGACGAGUUGACGCCCGAGGGGCUUCUGGUGUCCGCGAGCGGCGCCUGCCUCAUGUCCAGCUGGCCCAAGCCGGCGGACGGCGCCAGCAAGUUGAGCCGCGUGGCCGUGCAGCCGAUCGCGCCUGCGCAAUGCGAGGAGAGUCUGCGCAGUACCUACCUGGGCAAAUACUUCCAGCUGCACAGCAGCUUCAUGUGCGCCGCCCCCGUCGACCCUCAACAGACCAUGUGCCCCGUCAACCUGGGCGGCGCCCUCGUCUGUCCCCGCGGCGACGGCCACUACGCCGUCGUCGGCGCCAGCAGCUGGGACGUGGGCUGCGCGCAGCCCCAACCCGCGGUCAUGUGCGCCCUCGACGUUGAGUGGGUGGACCAGGUGCUGGCCACCCCUGCCCACGACCUCCAGCAGCAGCAACAACAGCAGCAGCAGUUCGUCGUCGCCCCCGACGUCGCCCAGCAGAAGCCCGGCUUCAGCCAGGGUUACGGCCGCUAAUUUAAAAAAAAAAGGUCAAACCAAUUUCAAACUUUGGGUUGAAAUCUUCAAUAAGCGGUUCAAAUGUUUUUUAGAAAAUGGUUUUUUGGACCAAAAUUGGUGGAGUUGUCAAAGUUUUAUCUUUGUUUCUUGGAAAACGUUUGAUUUUGUGUGCAUAAUCACUUUUAUUGAAAUGGGUUUUUUUGCGAAAUUUCAUUAAAAUGUGCAUUUAAAAAUUGUGGCCAAGCCUAAAAGAAAAAACUGCAGUUUUUAUGCAUUUUUCAUAUCUCGGUAUUUCCCUGAUUGCAGCUCUCUCGAAUUAUUUUCUUGCUUUUAUUGUAUUUUGUUAAAAGAAAUGUUCAGAUGUGAUCAACUUGUAGUGAUGUAGCUUACUUAAUUUAUAAUAAAAAAUGCAAACCGACGAGUAACGGCAACCGACUCUUAAAUAUA
Neocloeon triangulifer is the source of this 3003-nucleotide messenger RNA. RefSeq names its product DNA translocase FtsK-like. Bases 79 to 2574 code for a protein of 831 amino acids. Gene Ontology annotation, molecular function: serine-type endopeptidase activity. Gene Ontology annotation, biological process: proteolysis. The transcript has 5 exons. Lineage: Eukaryota; Metazoa; Arthropoda; Insecta; Ephemeroptera; Baetidae. The record is from RefSeq and is a predicted model, not a curated record.